Messenger RNA from Drosophila grimshawi, 1172 nucleotides. RefSeq names its product GTP-binding protein Di-Ras2. The record is from RefSeq and is a predicted model, not a curated record. Gene Ontology annotation, biological process: signal transduction. Gene Ontology annotation, cellular component: plasma membrane. Bases 262 to 957 code for a protein of 231 amino acids. Lineage: Eukaryota; Metazoa; Arthropoda; Insecta; Diptera; Drosophilidae. Gene Ontology annotation, molecular function: GTPase activity; GDP binding; GTP binding. The transcript has 4 exons.
AUUUCUGAGUGCUGCGGCUGCAGCAGGCAAAGUCGUGCCACACACUUUUUUAACCAACGAAUUCAAGUGCAACGAAAUGCAAGAACUGAAUAUAAACCGUAGCAUGGCUCUCAAGUGAAGGCAAACACACACAAAAACACUGACAGACAGACAGACACAGGGAGACACACCGAGCAAGACACACACACAUUCCAGUGGCUGUCGACAGCGCUAUCAAAUUUUAGGAUAACAACAAGCCAAAGCAAAUCAAUUCCUUUCAAGAUGACGGAGCAAAAGAAUCAAGUGACGCGCGCAGCGCCGGAGCAGAGCAACGAUUAUCGUGUCGUCGUCUUUGGCGCUGGGGGCGUUGGCAAAAGUUCCCUGGUGCUGCGUUUCAUAAAGGGCACAUUCCGAGAGAGCUAUAUACCCACCAUUGAGGACACCUACCGGCAGGUGAUUAGCUGCAAUAAGAACAUUUGCACAUUACAAAUAACGGACACGACAGGAUCACAUCAGUUUCCGGCUAUGCAACGAUUGUCCAUAUCAAAGGGUCAUGCAUUCAUAUUGGUCUACUCGGUGUGCUCGAAACAGAGCCUCGAGGAACUGCGACCCAUCUGGGCGCUCAUCAAGGAGCUAAAGGGCGAUGUGAACUCCAUACCGGUGAUGCUUGUGGGCAAUAAAUGCGAUGAGAGCACCGAGCUGCGUGAGGUGUCGCAAAUCGAGGGUCAGGCUCAGGCGACCAGCUGGAGUAUAUCAUUUAUGGAGACAUCGGCCAAAACCAAUCACAAUGUGACCGAGCUGUUUCAGGAGCUGCUCAACAUGGAGAAGACGCGCACCGUCUCCCUGCAGCUGGACACGAAAAAGCAAAAGAAACAGAAAAAGGAAAAGAAAUGCAAGGAGACAAACGGCGCCAUUCCGGAAAAUGGAGAGGCGAGCGCCAGUGGCGCCGGUGUUAAGGAAAAGUGCGGCGUUAUGUAACGUGUUGUUGGCAAGCUUAACUUGGUGAGAGACAAAUACUCGCAUACUUGGGACAAGGGCAGGACUCAAAUAAAAAAUUUAAAAAAAAAAAACAAAACAACUCAUCCCACACCCAGACAAAAGAAACACAUAUGCAUAUACAUAUACUAUAUAUAUACUAUAUAUACUAUAUAUAUAUAUAUACCACUUUGGGACUGAUGUUAUCAGAGAACAGC